CACAAACCCACUCAGCCACAAACACAAAGACAAGAAGAAGAAGAAGACUAUGGAGAUUCCACCACUCCGCCGUAGAAACUCCAUAUCCACGUCAACACCUACGAUCGAAUCGUCCACUAAACCGACGUCGUUUCAGUUCGAGCUCAUCUCGCUGAAACCACCCUCUUACACAUCUCUCAGAGAUAUCAUCUCAUCAUCUCCAAGUAACUCCUCCGUCAACUUACCGUCUAUUAACGGUAGCAGCUCUCCUGUUUUAUCCACCGUGGGAGAUAUAUCGAUACGCAACCCCUUAGUAAAGCAAGCUGCUCGGUCUUAUCUCCAGUCAACGGCGUUAACUUCAUCGGAAGACUCGCCUGAGUGGUCUCUGUUCCUCCGCCGCGUAUGGCUCCACUUCUCCGCGGGGAUACAGUUCUUGAAACGUAUGUUUGAUUGGUUGCUCCGAUCAAUAUGUAUUCAACCUCAGAUUGUUAAGUAGCUUGCCACACACGUUUGAUUUGUGUUUCAGAAGUUGAACACAAGUGUUUGUAUACAAUAAAGUGUUACCAGAAUAAAAAAUGCUUUCGAUUUCUUGAAUUCUUCAAAAUAUCUUAUUACAUAAAGUCUCCAAGACAUAACUAUGUUCCUAUAAUGUAAGGUUGAGUAGAGUGUUGCUUGUAAAGACAAUGGAAGAAAGAAGACUCUGUUUCAGUUUGUCAGUGUGUUGAAUCAAC
Molecule: messenger RNA, 710 nt
Organism: Eruca vesicaria subsp. sativa (arugula)
Lineage: Eukaryota; Viridiplantae; Streptophyta; Magnoliopsida; Brassicales; Brassicaceae
Source: the annotation of a GenBank genome assembly